Molecule: messenger RNA, 4929 nt
Organism: Besnoitia besnoiti
Lineage: Eukaryota; Apicomplexa; Conoidasida; Eucoccidiorida; Sarcocystidae
Exons: 13
Coding region: 1-4929 (1642 amino acids)
Source: RefSeq, a predicted model, not a curated record
AUGGCGCAUAUAAUUUUUGUUCCUGCACCUCGCGCGCCACUCGUGGUACGCUCGCCCUUUGGCCUUCGCACUUCGCGUGCGGACUGCUGUCCCCCGCGCUCGCCGCAGCCUUUUCCAGAACCCUCGUCGGGGGAGGCGCUCUCUCGUGCGGCGUGCAGCUUCUCUUCGUCCCGACUUGUUCGCAGGGCCGCUGCUUCUCUUCCCCGCGGCCGGCUGCCUGUUUUAGGAGGCGUGGUCCCCUCCAGGUUCGCUGCCGGUCUCGUCAGGAGCCCAAUUCCGUGUGAAGUUCGCGACUCUAGCAGGAUGUGUGCUCGUGGCGGGGCGACGGUGUCUGCGUGCCGCCUGCCUGGCACGGGGUUCCUCUCUCCCUCAUUCCUGCCUCGAGACGUCCCGCUCGCGGCGGCAACCCAGCGAACGGGCUCGAGUUCGAUCACCAGCACCGUGCGCGCCUCCGUCGCCACGCAUCGAAAGCACAAUGGUCUCGAAGACUGUUUUCCGUGCCUCGCGUCUUUGCGUCGGCGCGUCUCUAGCAGGGGGGGCGAAGGCCGCUCGUGCCUCCUUUUCCCUUCGCUGUGCGACGCCUCAGCCGCUGACGGCGACGACAGAGGCGGCUGCCGGUCUCACAUCGGACGCACGGCCGCCUGCAGUCGCCGGAGAGGACAAAGGCGCUUCGGUGCAUUCAUCUCGACCAGCGGAGGGGCAGACCCGCAGCCGAACCUCUGGCGCGUGCAUGCAUGCGGAGGGAGGGGCUUGCCGCCUUCUCUCUGGAGGCUCGAGGCGAGGCUGAGCGGCGUGGGCUGGACUGCCGCCGGCGCGCGCGAACUCGUGCGUGGCGCCGGACGCGCGCCGGUAUCGAGGGCUCCCGAGGGCGCGCGGUUCUUCUCCACGUUUAAGGGAGCUGCUGGUCACCAGAGAAGCAUGAAAGACCGCGUGUCGCGGCCGAGCCGCGCGGGCUUGGAGGCCCGCCCCAAGGGCUGCCUGAAGGCCCUUGGAGAACGCGAGCAACUGGACCUCGCGCUCGAGGACGAGGCUUCGUUUCAGGAGCUGCGGGACAUGUGGCUCACGGACAGGGGCAAGCGGCACGUAGGAGACGGGGAGUAUGCGGCCCCCAAAGGACGCGAACAUGCGAAGAACGGCGAGCGCGAUGUCCGAAUUUCUCAGAUGGCGGCCGUCGGCGACGACGGCGGCUGGCUCGAAGACGAGAGCCCUGCCUCUGCGGUGGGGCACGACUGGUUGGCUCGCCGACGGAGAAGCGCGUGCCACGCGUGUGGAAGCCACGAGCAAGCGGACGCGGUCCCUGGUAUGGCGCCUCCUCCCCGUCUUCAAGUUAUUGCCCGACUUCGGCGGCUUAUCGACGAAGCCCCGCACCGCCUGGCGUCUCUGCCGCCGUCUUCCGCUUCUUCGCUGUGCACGCAGACCUCGACGGGCGGCGCGACCCCGGACCCCUUUGGACACGCGGACGAGGAGUUGCUCUUGUCGGGGGAGCUAGGAGCGUGGCGGUGCGAGUGGACGGAGACGAACGACUUGGUAUGCCAGUUCGCAACGCGAAUGACCGCGAAAGAAAUCCUAGGCCUGCUCGCCCUGUAUACGAAGUUGAAAGCCUUGAAGCCACCAGAAGCCUCGUUGCCGCCAGCAGCGCUGCAGAACUUGUUCGACUCGAAGCGGGCUCUGUAUGCGCUCACGCAAGCGCUGCUGCGCAACGCUUCGCCCUCGACCAGUCCAGUCGGCGGGGCGACGACCAAGGCAGCACCCGCUGCGCUCGAAAGCUUGACGUCCACGCAGCUGGUCAUGGUGCUGCGCCAUCUCGUGGUCUUGGAAUUCCAUCAUCAGCUGCUUCUCCUCCAUAUUUUCCACCUCCUUCCUCGUCGCCUUCUUCUUCUCGCCCAGGAGGCGAGAGAGCACGACGCCCGCCAGAGGGGGCUCCUGCGCCCCGCUUUCCCCGACCUCAGUUUCGCGGGAACGCGGCCAGAGGGCGACCCUUCGGGCAGGGACGAAGACAAGGAUUCGGCGAAUAAACAACAAAACCAAAUUCGACAGCUUGCGUCGUUCAUUCCCUGGCAGAGGCCCGUGUCAUUCUCGCUUUACGGCAGCCCGCCUUCGGGCUCUGCCUCGACAGAUCCGGCUGCCGCUUCUUCGCAGUCUCCGCCUAUCGAAGACCCCUCCAACUGUCCGCCUUCACAGCGGAAGGAAGCUCUGCACAUGGUCGCGCUCACGUUUCUUGGCGGGAGCGUUGCUGAACUCGCUCGCACUUGCCCGUCCCUCUCCUUCUGGAACAACGAAAACACGCGGACGCUCGUGGCGAUCAUCGAGCAGCUGACAAUCCUCAACAUCGACGAGACCUCGCCGGUCCAGCUCACUGUGCUGGCGACGUCGGUCUGCGGUCUCCACACCGCGUCGAUUCGGUUUCUCAACGUGCUGGCGCGGCGCGCGUCCACGUUCUUGAACGACUUUACCUUUUCUCAGUUGACGCUGGUCGCCAACGCUCUCGCGCGGCUGCACUUUGCACACGGGGGCCUCGUCAAGAAAGUCGAAAUGAUGACAGCGAGCGCGCUGCGGCAGCGGCAGCCCGAAGGCGCGCCGUUCACCGGGGCGGGGCGCUUGCCGGCGGUCCGAGCCAAGAUCGUCACGGGUCAAAGGGAGCUCGGCGAGCCCGAAGAGGGUGGCGCUCUGGCACCAGCCUCGCCCGCUUCCGUGUCUUCGUCUCCCGCGUGCUUUGCAGACCUCCUCGCGGAGUGCGAUCCGCAGGGGUUGCGCUCGCUGUGGUACCGCAUCGCGCUUCGCGCCUCCACAGCGCUGCCGAAGACUGUGUGGAGGCAGCAGGAGUUUCUCGACUCCAGUGGCACGUGGAUCGACGCGAAUGAGAUGCUCGCUUUGGAGCGCGCAGAAGCUGCGGCGCCUUCUUCCGCCGCGUCUGCAGACUCGCCCGCUGGAGGGGCGAGUGCGGUAGCCCCCGCGGGGGGACAGUCGCAGGCGGACGCGCUUGGCAGCGGACGGGGAGGCCGGUUUUUGCCGGCAAGCUGCCUGGACUUGUUCAAGUCGGCGGAGAUCAGUUACGACUUAGCCACUAGCUCGGACGUCGUCGCGUACUUUGAUCCAGCGGUGCGAGGCGGCACUUGGAAGCGGCUCUUCUUCCCCUCUUCGGCGUCGCUCACUGCGCCACCUGGCUUGCCAGGCCCUCCUCAGCGAACGCAGCUGCACGCAGCGGGCGGUGUCGAGGACUCGAAAGACGAACUCGAGGAGACGUUUUCUCUGGCGCAGCUUCCUCCGCCCCCCUCGCGUCCGGCUUACGGAGACGAGGCAGGUGAAGGCGUCCGCUCUUUCAAGCCGCUGCGCAACGACGAGAUUCGCCAGCUCGUUAACCUCCUCAACUCGUUUGCGCGGGUGGUCGCCGCCGAACUGGUGCCUCUCGAUGACCGCGACAUCACAGGCGAACUGACGGACACGCUGGCCCCCUGGGCGACGCGAAAGAACACUUCCAAGUCUGCAGCGAGUCGUCCCGACGACGACCUCUCGGCCGGUCUGCGCCGCGGCGCCGAGCGUGAGGGCGUCGCUUCCUCUGCAUCUGCGUCGGCUUCCGCCUCCGCAGCUUCUGCCUCUGCGGCUUCCCCCGGUUCGUCUCCUUCCAGCGACCUUGAGCACGAUGUCGUGGACUGGUCGAACGUGCGGAAAGUGUGUGCGGCGAUGGUAAACGCCGGGGUCGACACAGGAGCUGCGCAAGUGGACAAUCCCGUUUUUCUGCUCUUCACUCGCGCAAUCGCUGAACUCAUCGCCAGACAGGAGCAUAUGACCCCGCAGGGGAUCACGAGCUUCAUGAACGCCUACAGCAAAGUCAGGCUCAAGGGGCACGGGCGUUUCUUCUUUCAGCUGAAACCCCGCAUUCUGAAGCUGCUUCCUGAGUUCGAGUCUCACCAAAUCAGCAUGGCGCUGAAUGCAUUCUCUUACUUUCGCUUCGAUGACAGAGAGGUUGUCCGGGGCCUCGUCAAUGAGUUCAUGCAUCGCCGUCAUCAAGGUGCCUCGAGUAUCGCCGUCUCCAGUGUCAUUCUCUCGCUGGCUGCGUUGGGUGUGCGAGAGGAGUCUGUUAUCCGGGUCAUGACUGAGACCAACUGGAUAACGAACGCGCUGCUGUUCGACAGCCUUUCCUCGCAAGGAUUGACGACGCUGCUCUUCUCGCUCGUCUGUCAGGACGCAGUCUACGAAGCGUCGGUUGGUUCAGCAGGCCUGCUGAACAAGGUCUUGACGCGCCUGUACGAGUCUCCCUUGAAGCGCCACGGCGAAGCGAUGUUAACGACGUGCGCACGGGCGAUUUUUCCGUGCUCGGCGCUGACGAUUCAGGACCACCUGCGUGCCGUCGAGAACGCGCGCAAGCACCGUCUCACAGGAGUGGACAUGAGCUCCUACAUCCGUCCCGAGUUCGCAAAAAAGUGGAUCGCUACAGGCACUCAGAAAGCCGGCGGUAAAACCCUCGCCUGGGCGGUGCGGCCUCCGCCGGAGGUCCUCCAGACGCCCCCCAAAGAGUGGUCGACGGGCCUCAAGUUCUUGGCUGACCAACUGUUCAACAAAGGCCGCACAACUGCCCGAGCCAAGAUCGUGCCCUCCGGACUUCACUUCCAAGUAGCAGCUGUCGCGCAUCUGCUCGGCUACCGCGUCCUCAAUGAAAUCUCCGUCUUUCCGUACUCGAUCGACAUUGUCGUUUUGCCGGACGCCGACGCCCUUGACUUUCUGGACGUCUCCCGAAAGAAGACCAUUCACGCAAGGGCGCACCAGCAAGAUGGCGUAGCCGAACGUUGUGUGGGCGCCUAUGACAUGCAACAGACCGAGGAGCUCCAUCGCCUAACAAGACUAGGUGUGCAGAGCGACGGAGCAUCAACGCGCAUGAACCAGGUCAUGAAAUUUCGGUUCAGAGGCUACGGCAAAGGCAGUCAUGAGUAG